AUGCAGGCUCGCUACUCGGUGUCCAGCCCUAACUCGCUGGGAGUGGUACCUUACCUCGGCGGCGAGCAGAGCUACUACCGGGCGGCAGCCGGAGGGGGCUACGCGGCCAUGCCUGCCCCCAUGAGCAUGUACUCGACUCACCCGGCAGCUCAUGAGCAGUACCCGAGCGGGGGCGGCGGCGGCGGCGGCAUAGGCAGGCCGUACGGGCCGUACCCACCGCAGCCCCAGCCCAAGGACCUGGUCAAGCCGCCCUACAGCUACAUCGCGCUCAUCACCAUGGCCAUCCAGAACGCGCCCGAGAAGAAGAUCACGCUGAACGGCAUCUACCAGUUCAUCAUGGAGCGCUUCCCCUUCUACCGGGACAACAAGCAGGGCUGGCAGAACUCCAUCCGGCACAACCUCUCGCUCAACGAGUGCUUCGUCAAGGUGCCCCGCGACGACAAGAAGCCCGGCAAGGGCAGCUACUGGACCCUCGAUCCGGACUCCUACAACAUGUUCGAGAACGGCUCCUUCCUCCGCCGACGCCGCCGCUUCAAGAAAAAAGACGCCGUGAAGGACAAGGAGGAGAAGGAGCGCCUCCAACUUAAGGAGCCGCCGCCGCCGCCGCCUCCUCGGCACCAGCCGCAAGAGGGAGGCCAGCAGCAGCAGCAGCAGCAGCAGCCGCCUCCCCCCGUCAGGCUCCAGGACAUCAAGACGGAGAACGGCUCCGCGUCUCCCCCGCAAGCCCUGUCCCCGCUGGGAGGAGCGCCAGUGCCCAAGAUCGAAAGCCCCGAGAGCUCCAGCACCAGCAGCCUCUCCAGCGGGGUCGGCGGCGGCGGAGGAGGAGGCAGCCCGCGCGGUGGCCGAGCGCUGGGCUUGGAGUCCAGCGGAGCAGCCGAGUCCCAGCCGCAGAAUCAGCACCACCCCCACCAUCCGCACCCGCACCAGCACCCCCAUCACCAUCAUCCGCACCCCCACCACCACGCCGCCCUCCACCAUCCCCCGGCGCACCAUCAUCCCGGAGGGGGAGGGGGAGGCGGCGGCUUCAGCGUGGACAACAUAAUCAUGACCUCCCUGCGCAGCUCGCCGCAAGGCGCCUCCGCCGAGCUCCUGGCUUUGCCGCCGUCCGCCGCCUCUUCCGCGGCCUCCUCAUCGUCCUCCUCGUCCAGCGCCUCCACCUCCAGGACAGCCUCUCUGGCCCUGAGCAGCUGCUACUCCCCGGUGGCGGCCGCGGCGCAGAGCUCGCUCUACAGCGCCCCCUGCAGUCAGGGCGUCAACACCACCAACAGCGCGGGAAGCGCGGCCUCGCCAGUGGGCGGCGGCACCAACACGAGCAGCAGUUACCACUGCAACUUGCAGGCCAUGAGUCUCUACGCGGCCGCCGCCGCUGCAGCCGCCGCCGCCGGCGGGGGAGGGACGGGGGGCAACGGCGGAGGGGACCGAAGCGGCGGGGGCCACCUGGGGAGCAGCCCCGUCGAGCCGGACCCGCUGCCCGAGUACAGCCUGGCGGCCAGCAGUAGCAGCAGCGCCUCCUCCCUCAGCUUGAGCCCUCCGGAGGGGCACCCGCAAGGCGGCGGCCGCUUGGCCUCUUGGUACCUCAACCAAGCCUCGGCGGUGGGCGAGCUCACGCAUUUGGCGCCCGCCUCGGCUGCCGCGGCCACGUCGGCCUCCUCCUCCUCCUCCCCGGCGGGCUACCCGGGCCAGCAGCAGAAUUUCCACGCCGUGAGGGAAAUGUUCGAGUCCUCCCAGCGGCUGGGCUUGAACAACUCUCCGGGUAAUGGCAGCGGCGCGGCCAGCAGCUGCCAAAUGGCCUUUCCCGCCAGCCAAACCCUUUAUCGCCCUUCAGGCGCCUUCGUCUACGACUGCAGCAAGUUUUGACCGCCGGGAGCGGGAAAGGGAAGGAG
Messenger RNA from Protobothrops mucrosquamatus (brown spotted pit viper), 1883 nucleotides. It is a transcript of the gene FOXC1, whose product is annotated as forkhead box C1. NCBI's taxonomy places the organism in Eukaryota, Metazoa, Chordata, Lepidosauria, Squamata, Viperidae. Gene Ontology annotation, molecular function: RNA polymerase II cis-regulatory region sequence-specific DNA binding; DNA-binding transcription factor activity, RNA polymerase II-specific. Gene Ontology annotation, biological process: regulation of transcription by RNA polymerase II; anatomical structure morphogenesis; cell differentiation. Bases 1 to 1857 code for a protein of 618 amino acids. The transcript has a single exon. The record is from RefSeq and is a predicted model, not a curated record.